AUGACAACUCAAACAGCAACAGCUGAUGUUCCUGAGCCGGGGGGCAAUGCGAGCGCAAGGACCGUCUCCGAUGUCCAUUUCUUUCGUGCAGGGAGCCUCGUUGCGAUCUCCGGCCUCAAUUCGAAGCCAGAGCUGAACGGGACUUUCGCAACGGUUAUUUCCAUUGACGAUGCUACAGGGCGAGUUGGCGUGCUGCUUCACGAUGAGUCUUCGAAGAAGAUAACCAACGUCGAACAGAUACCGAAGUCGAGCAGUGUGAAAAAAAUCAGUGCGAAGCCGACAAACUUGGAGCUCAUCGAACUUUCGUACUUCCUUGCUACGCACAUCGGUGACCUGGAUCGGUUCCAGCGCCUCGUUCGUGCGAUAGCUAGCAUCUGCGAGCAGGAAUCCACCUACGGAAUUCGUCCACGUCUCUUCGUCAGCUGGUCUGCGGGGAGUGAGGAAGGCCGGUUACACUUGCAGAAGUACUUCCAAGAUGCGGCCGCACACCUACGAUCGAGCUGCUUGCUGGAAAGCUUCGGCACUGGCCGCGACAAAAAAUCCCAAUACGAACACAUGGAAAUCAUCUGGAACAGCACAGCCUGCGCGAAAUUGCGCGCGAGGGUCGAAGAUCACCAUUGGUGGAUCAUUCCACACGACGACGACGAUCUCAGCGGGCCGCUCAAAACGUACCAAUUUUCCAGAGCAGCGAAAAAAUCUUGGCUCAUGGAAAAAUAUUUACACUGCGACAAUCCAAGCCACAUCUGCAGGGCCCGGAUUGGCGUUCUGGACGGAACAGCGCUUAUUGUAGAUCUGCCCGCUGAUUUUCGCCGAGCUGACCCGGAGCGCGGUGUAGAAAAGCCGCGCAACGCCUCAUCCAGCCAGCUUAAGCCCGAUGGAAGUCUCCGCGAAGAGGUGCUUGAUCAGAUCGCCGAAGAAUAUGGCCAGUCGUCCUGUAGUGCUAGUGAUGGCGCUGAUAGAGGAGCAGGGAAAAAAGCCGGCAUGUUGAAGUGCAAUCUAGAGCCAAACACGCCAAGCGACAUCAGUGGUCUUAUCCGCCGAAACGUGAUACGCUUUUCGAAAGCGGGCUGUGCUGAAGUUUUCGGAUUUGGCGUUCGCGCAGCUGUUUUCGCAGAUUUUAUCGCGAACUGCGGCAAGGACCUUCUCAAGUGCAAGUUUUGCGACCUUGCGCUCUACUACUUCCUGAAGCACCAGAUUCGGUUACGAAAGCGUAGCACAGCGGUGCAGUGCAUCAUUGACCGGGCUGUGACGAAAACCCAUCAGCAACUUUUGUGCUCUUUUCAAAACCUCGACGGACCUGCUGCUGCAUCUGCUGACAUUCAGACCCAACCAGUUGACGAUGUCGAUGCUGUCACACCGCAAGAAGUGGACGACCAGAGGAAUGCGAAGGAUACAGACGUGACUACGUUUUUCGAGCUCAGGCUGGAGCGCUUGCCGAACCUAGGCGAUUCCAAAAGCUGGCUGCAUUUUUACCGCAGAGCGUUCAAAGAAAAGAGCCAGCUAGAUACAGAGAGCAUGACGCAGAUCAAGGACGAGGACGAUACCCCUGAUGCUCUAUCACAAGUAUUCAGCGCCGACGAGCUGCAUGCGUGUUCCUCCCUGACACCACCCACGCAGUGGGACUUGAACCUGAUGAAGCACGACACGUACAGCCUUCACGUGACGUCAAGCAUGCACUACCUGACUGAAAACGUGCGCAGCUACUUCUUUGCAGGAUACCGUGAUGCCGUCGAACUCUUCCUGAUGAAUUACUACGGUUCGGAGCAGCCGCUGGACAUCCUCAAGCUUCACCGUAUUGAGAUAGUUGACAACAAAGGGCCAAACUGCGGCGGCCACUACUCAUGGCUUCACUUCAUGGAUCCCGAAUGCGAGAUACAGUACCCCGAGCUUUCUCCCGCGCAAACAACGCUCCUGGAAUCCAUGGCGACAAACAUCAUGCUCCAGGAAAGAGCAAGAAGUGCGGGGGAUCGUUCCACUUUUGGAGACGUAGAGGCCGCUGAAGGUAGCGGAAGCCGAGGUGUGUCGACGUCGACCGAAGCGGCCAGCUACGAAACUAGGAUGCGAGACUUCGUCGCGAAAGCUCACGAAAAGCAAAAGAAAAAACAACGAUCCCGCAACGUCGACGCGCUGUCGAGUACCGAAAAAGAGGGGCUGGCACAAAUACUACUGCAAACGCAAUAUGAGCCAAUGGCGGUAUUCGUCGAAGUGAUGAAACUUCUCCUACCGGAUUUGAUGUAUCGCGUCGCGCUCCGCUAUCGGAUGAGAUGCACACCUGAGACGAGACUAGCGGUCAAGGACGCCACUGCGUUGGCAAAUAGGAUCAUAAGAUCGUUGUAUUUGAUCAGAAGCAUUGUGCAAAUGAUGGAAAAGGAAGCGGAAGCCGAAGCCCGGUAAUCAAAAGCAAAAGCAUCAUCAUGGACAUGGUGGUGAAGAGCGCAUCACGAUCUGACCACAAGACUCAAGAUGAUUUACCGAAAAGCCACUGCUCGGAAAAGGUUUUCCUUGCUGUGUUUGCGCGCAUCUAAAAAAGACAUUUACUUACUUAGUUGGAC
Messenger RNA from Amoebophrya sp. A120, 2552 nucleotides. The record is from the annotation of a GenBank genome assembly. NCBI's taxonomy places the organism in Eukaryota, Dinophyceae, Syndiniales, Amoebophryaceae.